AUGGCAAAGGUGGAUCUGUCUAGGAUAUCUCUGAGGCCAUUCAAGCUAACAGACGUUGACGAUUUCUUCUUAUGGGCAGGUGACGACGAAGUAACCAAACACAUCCGAUGGAAGACAUGCUUAUCAAGGGAAGAAGCUCUAGCUUUCAUCAAAGAUGUCUGCAUACCUCACCCAUGGCGUCGUUCUAUCUGUCUCGACGAUCAUUCCAUCGGUUUUGUUUCCGUAUAUCGUUGGUCGGGUGAUGAUAGGUACAAAGCUGACAUAGGUUAUGCUGUUGCUGCUAACUAUUGGGGACAUGGAAUAGCCACAAAAGCAAUCAAAAUUGCACUGUCUCGUGUGUUUAAUGAUUUUUCUGAUUUGUUAAGGUUGCAGGCUUUUGCUGAUGUUGAUAAUAAGGCUUCUCAGAGAGUUUUGGAAAAAGCUGGGUUUCUUAGAGAAGGUGUUCUUAGACAAUAUACUAUUAUCAAAGGCACUGUUAAGGAUUUAGCAGUGUUUAGUUUCUUGUCCGCAGAUGAAAUUCCUCACGUUGACUAG
Lathyrus sativus (Indian pea) is the source of this 534-nucleotide messenger RNA. Lineage: Eukaryota; Viridiplantae; Streptophyta; Magnoliopsida; Fabales; Fabaceae. The record is from the annotation of a GenBank genome assembly.